Molecule: messenger RNA, 1770 nt
Organism: Podarcis muralis (Common wall lizard)
Lineage: Eukaryota; Metazoa; Chordata; Lepidosauria; Squamata; Lacertidae
Gene: CCT4
Product: chaperonin containing TCP1 subunit 4
Biological process (GO): protein folding
Molecular function (GO): ATP-dependent protein folding chaperone; ATP hydrolysis activity; ATP binding
Source: RefSeq, a predicted model, not a curated record
AUGCCGGAGAAUGCGGGCACGAAGGGCGGCCUGGUGGGCGCGGGGAGCCGCAGCUCCGGCGGGAGCCGCGGCUCCUACCAGGACAGGGACAAACCCACCCAGAUUCGCUUCAGCAACAUCUCGGCGGGGAAAGCGGUCGCAGAUGCGGUUAGGACAAGCCUUGGACCAAAGGGAAUGGAUAAAAUGAUCCAAGAUGGCAAAGGAGAUGUAACAAUCACAAAUGAUGGUGCAACAAUUCUGAAGCAGAUGCAGGUCCUUCACCCUGCAGCCAAAAUGCUGGUGGAGUUAUCCAAAGCGCAAGAUAUUGAAGCUGGGGAUGGCACUACUUCUGUUGUUGUCAUUGCCGGAGCUCUGCUAGAUGCUUGUUCCAGACUCCUUCAGAAAGGAAUUCAUCCCACAAUCAUCUCUGAGUCAUUCCAGAAGGCUUUGGAUAAAGGUACUGAGAUCUUGACCAGCAUGGGGCAGCCUGUUGAGCUGAGUGACAGAGAAACCCUACUUAACAAUGCAGCUACUGCACUGAACUCAAAGGUUGUAUCACAGUAUUCUAGUUUGCUUUCUCCAAUGAGUGUGGAAGCUGUGAUGAAGGUGAUAGAUCCAAAUACAGCUAGCAGUGUGGAUCUUCGAGACAUCAAAAUUGUUAAAAAGCUUGGAGGAACAAUUGAUGACUGUGAAUUGGUUGAAGGGCUGGUCCUCACCCAGAAAGUGACCAAUGGUGGUAUAACCAGAGUUGAAAAAGCUAAGAUAGGUCUCAUUCAAUUCUGCUUGUCAGCUCCAAAGACAGAUAUGGAUAACCAAAUUGUUGUUUCUGACUACACUCAAAUGGACAGAGUCUUGCGUGAAGAGAGAGCUUACAUUCUCAAUUUAGUUAAGCAAAUUAAGAAGACAGGAUGCAAUGUGCUGCUCAUUCAGAAAUCUAUUCUGCGGGAUGCUCUAAGUGAUCUAGCACUACAUUUCUUGAACAAAAUGAAGAUAAUGGUGAUUAAAGAUAUUGAAAGAGAAGACAUUGAGUUUAUAUGUAAGACCAUUGGAACCAAGCCAGUUGCUCAUAUUGAUCAGUUUACUGGGGAUAUGCUGGGAUCUGCUGAACUGGCAGAAGAGGUCAAUUUAAAUGGAUCUGGAAAGCUAGUAAAGAUUACAGGGUGUGCUAGCCCUGGAAAAACGGUAACAAUUGUGGUCCGUGGCUCCAACAAACUAGUAAUUGAAGAAGCUGAACGUUCAAUUCACGAUGCUUUGUGUGUCAUACGCUGUUUGGUAAAGAAAAGAGCCCUGAUUGCAGGUGGUGGAGCACCAGAAAUAGAGUUGGCCUUACGCUUGGAUGAAUAUUCUCGCACCUUGAGUGGCAUGGAGUCUUAUUGUGUACGUGCUUAUGGAGAGGCCUUGGAAAUAAUUCCAUCCACCCUGGCUGAAAAUGCAGGCCUUAAUCCUAUUUCUACUGUGACUGAGUUGAGAAACAGACAUGCACAAGGCGAGAGAACUGCAGGAAUUAAUGUCAGAAAGGGUGGAAUUUCCAAUAUCCUGGAAGAAUUGGUGGUCCAGCCUCUGUUGGUUUCCAUCAGUGCUCUGACCCUGGCGACAGAAACAGUCCGCAGUAUUCUUAAGAUUGAUGAUGUGGUGAAUACUCGAUGAGAUGACUAAAGAGACAGACUGUGCAGCUCAGCACAGUGUCGCAAGUUUGGAAUGCAGUUCCUUCACUGGACAUUGCAUAACUCCCAGUUACAUUUCAUGUAUACUUGUCAACUUAAAUUAAUAAAACCUUAAAUUCUCAAGGCA